Messenger RNA from Bactrocera latifrons, 2008 nucleotides. It is a transcript of the gene loqs, whose product is annotated as interferon-inducible double-stranded RNA-dependent protein kinase activator A homolog. Bases 178 to 1308 code for a protein of 376 amino acids. The transcript is spliced from 5 exons. The record is from RefSeq and is a predicted model, not a curated record. Lineage: Eukaryota; Metazoa; Arthropoda; Insecta; Diptera; Tephritidae.
UUAAGUUCACUUUUUCUCUACGUCUCGUGGGGAAGGAUUUUGCUGCUCUUUAUUUGAAGAUAAAUUUAAUGCAAAUUAUAAUUUAUUUUUAAAUAAAAAUCAGUGCAAAUCACAACUGGCAGCUAUCUUUAAAAUAAAAAUUGAUCUAAUAAAAAAGCAAUAAUAAAUAAAAAUAAAAUGGAUAAUAUUCAGGGAAAUGAACAUCAACCCCAACAACGAACUGGAUUUGCACCACGGCGUCAGUAUGAUGAUCUUGGACCGUCAGUGCUUACUAGUUUGGAUAACAUUACAAACGGUCAUAUGCAAAAUCCAAAAAUUGAGCUGGCAUCGAGACCCAUGAAGUCUAAAAAGGAUAGAAUGGCAGAUUUAACUGCCGCAACCAGCAAAUUAGCUAUUGAGGAAUUAAGAUUGACCGAUAGCAAUGGACUGGCAAUGAAAACACCGGUUUCCAUUUUACAAGAGCUCUUGAGUCGCCGUGGAAUAACUCCCAACUAUGAGUUGGUGCAAAUCGAGGGCGCCAUUCAUGAGCCCACAUUUCGUUAUCGUGUCGCUUUUAACGACAAGGAUGUGCCGUUUACAGCAAUGGGCGCGGGACGCUCUAAGAAAGAGGCUAAACAUUCAGCUGCACGUGCAUUAAUUGAUAAGUUAACUGGUGUACAGCUACCUGACGCAGCCCAAGCUUGUGCUGGCGUUGGAAUUGGUGCAGCAACUGGUGGUAUUACAGCUACAAAUGUAGCCAACGAAGCCAACGCAAAUCCAGUUGGAAGUGGCGAUGGCGCCGAUAAAAUAGUUGGAAACCCCAUUGGAUGGUUGCAGGAGAUGUGUAUGUCUCGUCGCUGGCCACCACCAACUUAUGAGACAGAAACUGAAGUCGGUUUACCACAUGAACGGCUAUUUACAAUUGCCUGUUCUAUUCUUAAUUACCGUGAAGUUGGAAAAGGGAAAAGUAAGAAAAUUGCCAAACGUCUAGCCGCUCAUAAAAUGUGGACGCGCUUACAAGAAAACCCAUUGGACAACAAUCAGAUAUCGGAAGCAAUGCGUGUCGAUCUGGAUGGUGAUAAAACGUGUUUAAAAGGUCCAAAAAUUGAUUAUGUUAAGUUAUUGUCCGAAAUUGCCAAUGAGAAUCAAUUUGAAGUUACGUACGUUGAUAUAGAGGAGAAAACCUUUACAGACCAAUGCCAAUGUUUGGUUCAGCUUUCAACUUUGCCGGUCGGUGUAUGCCAUGGUUCUGGGCCAACAGCAGCUGAUGCACAGAAGCAGGCUGCACAAAAUGCAUUGGAGUACUUAAAAAUUAUGACAAAGAAAUAAAUAAAAAACUUGAAUGUUAAAGUAUUAAAACUUAGCUGUCGUGAGAGAUAUGCAACCUCAUAAGGCAGAAUCAAAUGUAAGAUGGUAGUGAUAACAAAUAUUUCAUGACCAGUGAAUAAAUAGCGGAAAAUUUCCAGUGUAUUUCUGCUUAAGGACCGAUUGCUAAAAGAAUCGUAUGCAAAAAUAAGGAAGAAUUGUAAAUUUUCAAUAUUUUUGAUUAAAACCUUAAUUAACUUAAUUAUAAAUAAAGGUAAAAUUUUAUAAUUAAAUAUUUUGGUUGGACGAGGGAUAAAAAAAAAGAUAAAUGCUUUGCAUUUGAUACUAAACGGAAUUAAAUUUUUUUGUUUACUAAAUUCAAUCAUUAAAUACAAAAAGGAUAUCUGUAUCCAUAACAAAAAAAAAAAAAAACAAUUGAAGUGGAAAUGGUUUAAAAAUUGCAUAUGAAUGAAAAAAAAAUGAAUUGUAUGUUGAUUAUGAAUCUUAUGACUUAUGGUCAUAUAAGUCGCACUCACUUAUAAAUAAACAUAAAUUUUGUAUUAUACUUAUAUAUAGAAUGUUCGUGCAGAACAGUUUGAAAUCAGCAAACUAUAUGCAAAUAACAUAUGUAUGUACACAAUUACCAUGAAUUCGACAACAAUAAAAAUUAGUUUUAAUAUUUAUUGCAGAAAACUUGAAUAAAUUACGAUUUCAGAGAAUUAAA